AUGAUGUCUUGCUCAUUGCUUAGACCAGCGCUAGUCGCUAAUCAUGCUUCAUCUCGUGCGACAGAUGGGCUCGCUCGUCGCGCCGCGUCGCGUGUUUUAGAAUGGUCAACUCAGACACAUCCUGGAGGGGUGACUGUGAGCUGUUGCCGACGAUGGAAUAGUACACACAUAAAGCAGCCUACUGUCUUACCAGCUUUACCCAAGAAGACGUUUGAAAGUAACUGGAAUGCUACAAACCGUACAAUCUCCAUUACAUCAUACUCAACUGUCGUUGACUCGCCGUCUACGCCAUCUAUACCAUACUCCAACCUUACCGUAGGUGUGCCUCGCGAGACGUUUACUAACGAGCGCCGUGUGGCUAUCUCGCCUCAAAAUGUUGCGCUAUUGAAGAAAAAGGGGUUCCGUAAUGUUUUGGUAGAGCGUGGCGCGGGCGCACAAGCUGACUUUCUGGAUGAAGCCUACAAGAAUGCUGGUGCUACUUUAGUGGACAGAGACAAUGUUUGGAGUCAAGCCGAUAUCAUCCUGAAAGUUCGAGGCCCCAAUGUCAACGAGAUUGAUAGCCUCAAGGAAGGGGCAACCAUCAUCUCGAUGCUUCAGCCCGCACAGAACAAGGAUAUCGUCGAGCGCCUCGCUGCACGUAAAGCUACCUCUUUCGCUAUGGACAUGAUUCCCCGCAUUUCUCGCGCACAGGUUUUCGAUGCUCUUAGCUCAAUGGCAAAUAUUGCUGGAUAUAAGGCAGUACUAGAGGCUUCUAACAAUUUUGGUCGUUUCUUGACUGGUCAGGUUACAGCAGCAGGAAAAAUCCCCCCUUGCAAGGUCCUUGUCAUUGGCGCUGGAGUUGCCGGUCUAAGUGCUAUCGCAACAGCUCGGAGAAUGGGGGCGAUCGUCCGUGGAUUUGACACGCGUUCUGCGGCAAGGGAGCAAGUACAAUCUCUUGGCGCUGAGUUCAUUGAGGUCGAGAUAGAAGAAGAUGGGUCCGGCGCUGGAGGUUAUGCCAAGGAAAUGUCUCCUGAGUUUAUCGCUGCCGAAAUGAAGCUUUUCACCGAACAGGCCAAAGAUGUCGACAUCAUUAUCACGACGGCUCUUAUCCCGGGAAAGCGUGCACCGAAAUUGAUUACCAAAGACAUGGUCGAGGUAAUGAAGCCAGGCUCAGUUAUUGUAGAUUUGGCUGCCGAAGCUGGAGGCAAUUGCGAAAUGACCCAACCUGGUAAACUAGCAACCUACAAUGACGUGAAAAUCAUUGGCUACACGGAUCUGCCAUCUAGACUACCUACGCAAUCGUCCACCCUGUACUCGAACAACAUCGUCAAGUUCCUUCUCUCAAUGGCACCACAGGAUAAGUCUUUUGGGGUUGACUUAAGCGACGAAGUCGUUAGAGGUGCUAUCGUCACGCGCAAUGGAGAAAUCCUACCACCAGCUCCUCGACCAGCUCCACCGCCAGCCCCUGCUGCCAAACCGGCUGCCAAGCCCGAGGAACAGGUAGUUGCGCUGACGCCUUUCCAGAAGACUUCUCGAGAAGUGGCUACCGUAACUGCUGGAAUGGGCACUGUUUUGGCACUUGGAAAACUCACAGGCCCAAUAUUCAUGGGAAAUGCCUUUACCUUCGGACUUGCUUCAUUAAUCGGUUACCGCGUUGUCUGGGGCGUUUCUCCUGCUCUCCACUCACCCUUGAUGAGUGUGACCAAUGCUAUAUCUGGAAUGGUUGGUGUUGGUGGUCUCUUCAUCUUGGGUGGCGGAUAUGUCCCUGAGACGGUCCCGCAAGCUCUUGGCGCUGCUUCAGUACUCCUGGCCUUCGUAAACGUGUCGGGUGGUUUUGUUAUCACGAAAAGGAUGUUAGAUAUGUUUAAGCGUCCAACUGAUCCGCCUGAGUACCCAUGGCUUUACGCCAUCCCUGGCGUCCUUUUUGGAGGCGGCUAUCUUGUGGCAGCAUCCACUGGUGCCGCCGGACUCGUGCAAGCAGGAUACAUGGUCAGCUCUAUCCUCUGCAUCAGCUCCUUAUCAGGUUUGGCGUCUCAAUCUACAGCAAGAAUGGGGAACUUGCUUGGUAUCCUUGGUGUCGGCUCCGGUGUUCUUGCUUCUCUGCUCGCCGUCGGAUUUACCCCUGAAGUUUUGACUCAAUUCGGUAUUCUUGCUUCGGUCGGGAGCAUCCUUGGCUUCGUGAUUGGCAAACGUAUCACCCCAACAGACCUGCCGCAGACAGUUGCAGCGUUGCAUUCCGUUGUUGGUCUGGCUGCAGUACUGACUAGCAUCGGUAGCGUGAUGGGCGAGAUCUCGGAUAUUACGACUCUUCAUCUUGUGACGGCGUACCUCGGAGUACUGAUUGGUGGUAUCACAUUCACUGGAUCUCUUGUGGCCUUUAUGAAACUAGCCGGAAAGAUGUCGUCGAAGCCGUUGCAGCUUCCUGGCCGCCACCUGAUUAAUGGUAGCAUGCUUGCUGCCAAUGUGGGGACAAUGGGCGCUUUCAUUACCAUGGCCCCUGGCUCACCAAUGAUUGCUGCCGCUGCACUCGGUGCAAACACGAUCCUCUCGUUUGCUAAGGGGUUUACAACAACCGCAGCAAUCGGCGGCGCUGACAUGCCAGUGGUGAUUACUGUCCUCAACGCGUACAGUGGCUUUGCUCUAGUGGCAGAAGGGUUCAUGUUGGAGAACCCACUUCUAACCACCGUGGGCGCCCUCAUCGGAGUCUCUGGUUCAAUCCUCUCCUAUAUCAUGUGCGUAGCAAUGAAUCGAUCUCUCACAAACGUCCUUUUCGGUGGAAUAUCUGCCCCUACGACAAGCGAGUAUAAGAUUGAGGGAUCGGUAACCCAGACAAACGUUGAAGAUACAGCCGAUGCUCUUAUCAAUGCAGAAAGUGUCAUCAUAAUCGUAGGCUAUGGAAUGGCAGUUGCGAAAGCACAAUAUGCUAUUAGCGAGAUUACGAGUAUGUUGCGAGCUAAAGGCAUCAAGGUUCGCUUCGCUAUUCACCCUGUCGCAGGGCGUAUGCCAGGACAAUGCAAUGUUUUGCUGGCGGAGGCGAGCGUGCCGUACGAUAUUGUGCUGGAAAUGGACGAGAUAAAUGACGAUUUUGGCGACACCGAUGUCGCGCUUGUUAUUGGUGCUAACGAUACCGUCAACCCGAUUGCUCUUGAACCAGGCAGUCCGAUUGCGGGUAUGCCAGUCCUCCACGCUUGGAAGAGCAAGCAGGUCAUUGUUAUGAAACGUGGUAUGGCUAGUGGUUACGCUGAUGUUCCUAACCCGAUGUUUUACAUGCCCGGAACGAAGAUGUUGUUCGGCGAUGCUAAAGUUACUUGCGAUGCCAUUAAAGCAGCUGUGGAGUCUCGAACGUAG
Molecule: messenger RNA, 3327 nt
Organism: Hypoxylon fragiforme
Lineage: Eukaryota; Fungi; Ascomycota; Sordariomycetes; Xylariales; Hypoxylaceae
Product: NAD(P) transhydrogenase mitochondrial precursor
Exons: 7
Coding region: 1-3327 (1108 amino acids)
Biological process (GO): NADPH regeneration; proton transmembrane transport
Cellular component (GO): mitochondrial inner membrane
Molecular function (GO): NAD binding; NADP binding
Source: RefSeq, a predicted model, not a curated record